Molecule: messenger RNA, 1227 nt
Organism: Mastomys coucha (southern multimammate mouse)
Lineage: Eukaryota; Metazoa; Chordata; Mammalia; Rodentia; Muridae
Gene: Sntn
Product: sentan, cilia apical structure protein
Exons: 4
Coding region: 15-458 (147 amino acids)
Molecular function (GO): transition metal ion binding
Source: RefSeq, a predicted model, not a curated record
GGGGAAGCCAGAGUAUGGGCGGCUGUAUGCAUAGCACCUGGGACCACACGAUCCACUCAAAAGAAGAGCCCAGUCCUUCUGAAGCCCCAGCAUCCAUUUCAGCACCUAGUGAAAUGCCUAAAAGUGUUUCAAUAUCUAAACAACUAGCUUCAAUCAAAGCUUUGAAGAAGGGGUCAGAUCUGGAAAAAGCCAUUGCUACUAUUGCUCUGGUUUUCAGAAAUGCCUCUGACCCUGAUGGCAAACUUGGGAGAGCCACUGCCAAGAAUCUGCUACAAACUCAGUUUAGGAAUUUCACAGAGAGAGAAGAAACCACACCAAAAUACCAAGACAUCCUUUCUGAUCUUGAUGAGCACACAGAAAAUAAGCUGGACUUUGAGGACUUCAUGAUCUUGCUCCUGAGCCUCACCAUCGUGUCAGAUCUGCUACAAAAUAUAUGGGGUGAAAAUACUAUGAAAUAAACAAAUGUAAACAUGUGCAUGGGCAAAAUGAUGGCCAAAGCUAUGUCACAUCAUUAAAUGUGUCUCUAUCUGAUUUGUAAUAACUGUGGGACUACAACUCUCUUCAGAAAUGUUUGAAUGCUAUGAUUUGUGACACAAUGACCUGGAUACCACUUUUGAUGAGUGAAUAGCAACUUAAAGGCAUUCCCCACUGAGCAUGGAAUCACAUUUAUUCAUUGCUCAUGCAAUCACAUCUGUGAGCAUCUUCUUGGUAACAUUAUUUUAAAAAUUCAGAAAUGAGAGGCCAGAUAACUCCUUUCCUUUCUAGUGUUUACACAAUUCCAGAAGAAGAAAUAAGACACACAACAGUAAUUUCUGUGUCUAUGUUUAUGCAAGAUUGUGUAUUGUAUUUGUGUGGUAGUAACUGCACAUGUACAUAUGGUAACCAGAGGUCAAUCUCCAGUGUUCUUUUUCAAGUGAUCUCUAUCUUAAUUAUUCAGCUUUCAUUGUCCUGGGGCUCACUGAGAGGUUAAGUUGGCAGAACAGUGAUCCCCUGGGACUCACCUGUCUCUACCCCCCCAGUGCUGGCACUUUUUCCAUGCCCAGCUUUUGUAAGUGGGUUCUAGGGAUCAAGCUCAGAUGCGAGUGCUUUAACAAAUGACCCAUCUCCCCAGCUCAAAACAACUAUUUAAUGAGUUUAAAACACACUAUAAUUAUAAAUAAAAUGAGGAUUACAGAAUAAUAACAUAGUUUAUUACAAUAGCUUUUGCUCAAAUAUCAGACCCUUUCU